Messenger RNA from Daphnia pulicaria, 934 nucleotides. RefSeq lists its product as uncharacterized. The record is from RefSeq and is a predicted model, not a curated record. Bases 76 to 867 code for a protein of 263 amino acids. Lineage: Eukaryota; Metazoa; Arthropoda; Branchiopoda; Diplostraca; Daphniidae. The transcript has 6 exons.
AUCACUUUCUUAUUUAGCCUGUUGUUACUUUUGAAUUUCCAGUAGCGGACCGAAAUUGUUUCAACUAAAAAAAAAAUGAAUUGCCAACAAUUCGGUUUUUUAGUUUUCAUCUGUUCCGCUUUCAUCGCCAGUGUUAGCGCUUUGAACGCCUGUGGUGGCAAGGUAUUUGUCGAGGAUGCGGUCGUCAUAGACGCCCCAACCGAGGCGGAUUGCGUCUGGAAAAUUGAAACUGAAACGGACCGAAUUUUGGCAAUCAGCGCAGUCCGAGACGAAAAUCUCCACCAAUUUUUGACCAUUCGUGACGGACUAGUUGAAGGAUCUCCGAUUCUCCUUGCCAAGGAUCAACAGGAAAUUGUCUACACAACUCAAUCAACAGCCGAGAUCCGAUUGCAAAAGAUGCCAAAAACAUCCGCUUCUAAUUUUCAAUUGAAAAUCCAAAAGGCGGUCGUUUGCCCGACUGAUUUGGGAUUGGAAAGCAACUGCACCCGAUUGGUCGACGAUGUUUCCUGCCACUGCGCUUCAUUCACCAAGAGGAAUCAAACCGACCAGAAAGCUUUCUGCGACGAUAACGGCAUGUUGUUGGUGUCGGUCGAAACUCCGGAAGAAGAUCAGGCCAUUUCAGACACCUGGGGAUUAGGCAGCGAUUUCUGGACGAGUUGCGUCAAGAAUUUUGGACGUUGGGUUUGGGAGGCGACCGGUAAGAAUCUGUACCCGGGCUACGUCAAUUGGUACCCGAUCGCCGAGCCGUUUUGCAACGACCAGUGGGACGCCAACUACACCUGCAUGUUGAUCGGCUACAACGGCCUCCACUGGGCCAGUUACCAUUGCGACGGCGUUUGGGGUGCCGUCUGUGAACUCCAUCCGUAAGAAUUUGGUUAUACAACUUGAUGAUGUACUGAUAAUAUAACGCAAUAAUAAACGACAAAAAUCGAAA